CCCCUUGAGGAGGGAGAGAGAACGUGCUGCACUGCGCCCCCAGGUUCAACCUCCAACCCGGUCCCUCCCGAAGAAUGGAUUCCUCUUCUCCUUCUCCUCCCCUGCCUUAUGGGAGCCUCUUCCAGUCCACAGAACCCAAAUCAAGGUUACUAAUGAGCUCCCCUUCUUCGUGCCCAGGGGACCCCUCUCGGCCUCAGGCUCUGCUCCCCUGAGCUUGGCCCACGGCCCCGCCGCCCCUGGGACUCGGCCCCAGCCAUCUCAUCACCCACGCCAGGGGGCGGGGCUCCCACGGCCCGGCCCCGGGUGGGCGGUUCUAUCGUGACGUCACUUCCGCCCGGGCCUGGCCGAGGUUCGGGCUCCGUGGGCCGAGGGGGGGUACGGAGGUGGCAGCUGUGGGAGGAGGCGGCGUGGAAGGCCGAGGAGCUCAAGCCCGGACCAAUCCCCACGUCCCGGGCCGCGACCCUGACCCUGCAACGUACCGGGAAGCGAAACCGGCCGGAUGGGCCGCUGAGCCCGAAUCGGGCACUGUGUGGAGCCCCCUGGAGCUGAGAUCAGGAUGUUCCGCUUCAUGAGGGACGUGGAGCCUGAGGAUCCCAUGUUCCUGAUGGAUCCCUUUGCUAUUCACCGUCAGCAUAUGAGCCGUAUGUUGUCAGGUGGCUUUGGAUAUAGCCCCUUCCUCAGCAUCACAGAUGGCAACAUGCCAGGGACCAGGCCUGCCAGCCGCAGGAUGCAGCAGGCUGGAGCUGUCUCCCCCUUUGGGAUGCUGGGAAUGUCGGGUGGUUUCAUGGACAUGUUUGGGAUGAUGAAUGACAUGAUUGGAAACAUGGAACACAUGACAGCUGGAGGCAAUUGCCAGACCUUCUCAUCUUCCACUGUCAUCUCCUACUCCAAUACGGGUGAUGGUGCCCCCAAGGUCUACCAAGAGACAUCAGAGAUGCGCUCGGCACCAGGCGGGAUCCGGGAGACACGGAGGACUGUUCGGGAUUCAGACAGUGGACUGGAGCAGAUGUCCAUCGGGCAUCACAUCCGGGACAGGGCUCACAUCCUCCAGCGCUCCCGAAACCAUCGCACGGGGGACCAGGAGGAGCGGCAGGACUAUAUCAACCUGGAUGAGAGUGAGGCCGCAGCAUUUGAUGACGAGUGGCGGCGGGAGACGUCCCGAUUCCGGCAGCAGCGUCCCCUGGAGUUUCGGCGGCUUGAGUCCUCAGGGGCUGGGGGACGAAGGGCGGAGGGGCCUCCCCGCCUGGCCAUCCAGGGACCUGAGGACUCCCCUUCCCGACAGUCCCGCCGCUAUGACUGGUGAGGGCCCCGGGCCCUCAGCCUCUCUUGUAAGUAUCAGGAGUAAGGAGGGCGGGGUGCACCUGCGGACGGUCCUCGGCUGCAAGGCAGGCUCAGUUCAGGCUCCCGCAGGAGCUGCCUUUGAUAGUACGAGUUGACGUGGAAAGAGAACAAUGUUCUCACUGACAUAGGGGAUUAAACCCCAACUCCUGGCUCUUAACGUAAGUUUUUUCUUCCUUUUGACUUGUGCUCCUCUCUCUUUCCCCCUCCAGGUACAGGCUGAGAGGCUGAGAAAUCAUCCCCUGAAUAACUUUUUCCUCUCUGAUUCCCAUCCCCAAUUUAAUAUUAAAUUAACAGGCAAGCCGGCCCCCACCUCUCCCUGGGGGUCUCAGGGAGAACCUUUCACGGCGCCCUUUCCCUACCUUUUCCUUCUUUAACCAUUGAUGACUUCGCCUCUGCAUCUACUGACUUGAUUUUUCAUUCUGCCACUCCAUCUUCAAACCCCUCACCUUUCCCAUCCUACUCCUGCCAUGCAUUGAAGGGUCAGUGCAUUUUGGGGUGAGCUCUGGGUUUAGGGGCCCCCUCCAUCCCUCAGCUACCCUGGAUCUUUGCCCACCUCUUCCUCAGAGCCCCCACUGAGGGGCCGUAGCCCUAUCUAGGGCUGUGGAAGGAGCAGACUGGUUCCUAACUCUCUCCCUCCUCCUGCCCACACACAUCAAAAGAAUCUUCCCUACACCCUUCUCUGCCUUUAUUUUUUGAUUUGUGCAACUUGUAACUAGGUGUUUAUGGAAUAAAGGAGAAUGGAAAAAAGA
Gorilla gorilla gorilla (western lowland gorilla) is the source of this 2090-nucleotide messenger RNA. RefSeq names its product myeloid leukemia factor 2 (gene MLF2). Bases 557 to 1303 code for a protein of 248 amino acids. The transcript is spliced from 8 exons. Lineage: Eukaryota; Metazoa; Chordata; Mammalia; Primates; Hominidae. The record is from RefSeq and is a predicted model, not a curated record.